Candida tropicalis MYA-3404 is the source of this 339-nucleotide messenger RNA. RefSeq names its product transcription elongation factor. The record is from RefSeq and is a predicted model, not a curated record. Bases 1 to 339 code for a protein of 112 amino acids. Gene Ontology annotation, molecular function: RNA polymerase II complex binding; zinc ion binding. Gene Ontology annotation, cellular component: DSIF complex; nucleus. Gene Ontology annotation, biological process: mRNA processing; positive regulation of DNA-templated transcription, elongation; regulation of transcription elongation by RNA polymerase II. The transcript has a single exon. NCBI's taxonomy places the organism in Eukaryota, Fungi, Ascomycota, Pichiomycetes, Serinales, Debaryomycetaceae.
AUGUCUACUAGAUCUGAAAGAGCUUGUAUGCUUUGUGGAAUAAUCCAGCCAAUGAAAACAUUUAUUGAUGAAGGAUGUCCAAACUGUGAAAGUAUUUUACAUUAUCAAUAUAAUGACAAUCGUCAAGUUCAAGAUUGUACUUCCCCAUCAUUUGAGGGAUUAGUUGCAUUAGGUCAAGAUAAUAAAGGAUCUUGGGUGGCGAGAUGGUUAAGAAUCGAAUCUUUUCAACCUGGUUUAUAUGCUGUUAAAGUUAAUGGAAAAUUACCUCCGGCGAUUGUACAAGAAUUAGAAGAUUCUAAUGUUAUUUAUAGACCAAGAGAUGGAAGUGCUGAAGAUUAA